AGCUCCGCGGGUGGCGCUGCGUGGGUCCGGGGGAAGAUGGCUAGUGCCGCCGCGCGCUCCCCGGCCGAGCAGGACAGGUUCAUUUGUAUCUAUCCUGCUUAUUUAAAUAACAAGAAGACGAUCGCGGAGGGCAGGCGAAUCCCCAUCAGUAAAGCUGUUGAAAAUCCUACAGCUACAGAGAUUCAAGAUGUAUGCUCAGCAGUUGGACUUAACGUAUUUCUUGAGAAAAAUAAAAUGUACUCUAGAGAAUGGAAUCGUGAUGCUCAGUACAGGGGCAGAGUCCGGGUCCAGCUCAAACAAGAAGAUGGCAGCCUCUGUCUUGUACAGUUCCCAUCACGUAAGUCUGUAAUGUUGUAUGCAGCAGAAAUGAUACCUAAACUAAAAACAAGAACACAAAAAACAGGAGGUGGUGACCAAAGUCUUCAGCAAGGAGAGGGAAGUAAAAAAGGAAAAGGAAAGAAGAAGAAGUGACCUGGUAUGAGAAUAUGUGGUACUACUGUAAGAGACAUGAUUGGAGGCCACUAAUUUGUGUGGGAGAGAAACACGUUUUUUGUUUGCAUCAUUGAACUGAACUGUGAACAGUUGUGCUGCCCAGCUUCAGCAUCAAAGUUGACAGUGAAAUGAAUUUACAUCAGAAGUUUGCAUCUCACUCUUAUGCAGUAGAAAAGAAAAUUCUUUUGCCUGUCAGUGCAGAGUUGUUGUGGAAGAAAGAAGCAUAUUUUUAAAUGGACAGUGGACUCUAUCUACCAUAAGUUACUUGAAAGCCUGUGUGUUGUCGUCCUCUGUGUAACCAUGUUUCAGAUAAAUGAGUUUAGUAAGAUUUAAAAAUACACAUUUUGUUCACCUUUUAAGUUAAUGAAAUAAAAUUUGAAAUUGA
Molecule: messenger RNA, 877 nt
Organism: Ceratotherium simum simum (southern white rhinoceros)
Lineage: Eukaryota; Metazoa; Chordata; Mammalia; Perissodactyla; Rhinocerotidae
Gene: SRP19
Product: signal recognition particle 19
Biological process (GO): SRP-dependent cotranslational protein targeting to membrane; SRP-dependent cotranslational protein targeting to membrane, signal sequence recognition
Cellular component (GO): signal recognition particle, endoplasmic reticulum targeting
Molecular function (GO): 7S RNA binding
Source: RefSeq, a predicted model, not a curated record